Penicillium argentinense is the source of this 2787-nucleotide messenger RNA. RefSeq lists its product as uncharacterized. The transcript is spliced from 2 exons. Lineage: Eukaryota; Fungi; Ascomycota; Eurotiomycetes; Eurotiales; Aspergillaceae. The coding region runs from base 1 to 2787 and encodes 928 amino acids. The record is from RefSeq and is a predicted model, not a curated record.
AUGGAUCUUCAGUCUCCAUCCAUUCUGGCACAAUUGCCUCGCCCCCUUCAUGCUUCCACGGGCAAGACCCGUAUCGGCGAUGUCUACAGUCUUACCGAUGCCAAAAAGCGCAAGCGUUAUGAAGUCGCUGUCGCUGUCGAUGGAGAGGCCGUGAACAUCUACAACGUGCAAACGCCUAAGCUCGUGACCUCGUACGCCGUGCCGCCUCAGUCCACUUUCGCCUGCCGGCCAUGCUCUGUGCGCCGCAAGCUUUCUAGCAAAUCGAUCGUGAAAAGACAGACAUAUACCGCCACGACCAAGCCCGAACAUCAGAUCAGGUGUUUUGUGGAGGAGAUUGGCAAUGGCUCGAGCGCGCCAGUGAUCACCUCGUCGACCACUACCAUCACAGACUCCAGCAGCCCCACAACUUUCGUGGGAAUAAUCCCUUUCAACACCGAGGAUGAUAACCAAUCCGAUUCGUUCGAUAUUCUUGCUGUUCACCAGGAUGGCCGCACGCGCCGGCUGUCGUCGGAUUUGAAAACUCAACACUGGAGUAUCCAGCACGGUGAGAUUGCCAAAGUGUGCUCCUCGCACUUUGUGCACUCAUGUUUUUUGAUCGACCUCGAGGACGCCAAAAAGUCUUUGUUCAAGAGGCGUCAGGAUUUGGCUGCUCUCGCCCUGGGCGACUCAACGACCUCCAACACCGACGAACCUUCAAUCCUACUUGUUGUCUCCCAUCCAAAAAAGUCCGACCAGAUCACAUUGAACGAUGUUACCGUGCAAAUGUUUUCUGUUCCCGCAAAUUCGAAGUCGGGCUCUUUGGAAGAAAGUCAGCGCCUUCGACAUCUGCAAACCAUUCAGGUUCCGGCGCCUAGCGGCCUCGGUAAGGUUGAUGGGAAGGAACUUCAGUGGAACUUCCAUGCUGGCUCUGGCGGUCUUCAACUUUCGUUUGAGAAGGGAUUCGUGAAUGUGGAUCUCUCGCAGUACUCUCCCUCGGUGACUUCUCAAUUUGUUCUCGACGAUAAAUUUUCAUCCGUUAUGCGCGUCUCGCCACAAUGUGUGAUUGGGGCGAGUGAGUCUCUUGUUGCAGUCUACGACACUCAGUAUCAAUCUGUUCAGCGAAGCAUUGCGGCUGCCGAUGUUCUGUCGGGCAGUGGAUCGAGCACGGAUGAGCCUACGGUCUUCGUCAGCUAUUUCGCGAAGCUCGGAAUUGCCGUUGCGGCCAAGGGCAACACCCUUAUCGCAUUCGAUUUGACCUCACUGCACAGUCACUCGGGUCCUUCUCUCAAGCGAUCGCGUGAUGGUUUGCUUAUUGAUGCGAUUGGACGAGGCAUUGGUUCAUCUGCUGCCCAGUGGGACACGGCAUCCAAAAAGCAUCGCUCAGAGAAUAUGACAUCCCUGCACCUCACAUCUCCGGAGCAGGUCGAGAAGUGGAAUCAAUUGACGAAGGAUGUGAAUGAAGCAGCAAAAUCCAAAAACUGCGCGAAAUUCGACAAGGCAGUCAAGCAAUACUUUGGUGUUUCUGGCGAUUCCACCAAGCUGCCGGAACGAGGACAAUACGUCAACCCAGAAUCUACACUUUUCCUGCUGUCCAAGAUCUUUGCAAUUGAAGACUCUCCUGUUGAAGACAAUGUGUCAGCAUCUUCACCCUCUCAGCUACGCAUUGUUUUGUGGCCCACUGUUACGUGCAAUUGGCUUGUGCGCCUGGGCCACCUCUCACCGGACAACGUGGAAAUUGCUCUGCGUCGUUCAUGCAAGCCACGCAUUCUCCAGUCGCUUCCGACCAGCUUCUUUGUCCAGGCUCUGAUCGACUCUGAUCCGUCCUUGAAACAGGUCAACCAGGUCCUCAGUGGACCUGCUGUCAUUGCUUCAGAUGGGCUUGCCUACGCCUUGAGAUAUUUCCUCAGUCAGGCCCGUCUGCACUCCGGUGCACUGGAAGAGACUGCACGAGCCAUUACCAAUGGCGACGUAGCCACCCCUACCCAGGAACUCACUCGACACCUUGGAGCCGAAGAGACGGCUCUGAAGGAUAUCUUCUUGGGAUUGAACAAUACCCUCCAGAAGAUCCAUUCGCAUCCUUUGGCGUCUGUUGUCCAAUCCCUUCGUUCAAAUCUGUCCCGGACGGAGCUUCUUUCCAUGGUCCACCACCUCCGUCUUUCUCUCGCUACCGGCGGCUACACCUCCCGUUUCACCGAAAACCCCCCAACUCCCAUUACUCUCGAUCAAAUCACACCUCCUCUUUCCCUUAAUACCAUCAUCGAUUUGAUCACUGCUUCGGUGGAUGCCGUCGGCCCAUCCGGCUGGAUUUCGGCCCUCCCGCCGGUGAACAGCCUCGACGAUGAGUCGGACGAGGCCAUUGCAUCGGCCAGUCGCGAAAUGGAGCUCAUAGCCGAUAUGAAGUCUGAAGUGUCCGCGGCUCUUGCCGGUGUGGAAGAGGCCACCUACCUUAGGGGUAUUCUGCGUGAAUACCUCAGCUUCGCCGACCAAGUCGCAACCCCUGCCAAAUCCUCCCGUGCUCUCGCACAGUCGGAUCGCGAAGCAGCUUCCCGGUCCCAGAACGUCCGCUAUGAGAAGCUCAACGGUGCUGAACUCGUGAUCUUCAAUCUUCCCGGUGAGGGUGAUGAUGGCUAUGAUGGCGAUGCCAGUGGCAAGAUGCUGCCGCUGUCGCUGAAGCCCGCCUCGACGGAUGUCUCGCGCACCAAGGUCAAGAAGACUACAGGUGAGGCUAAGGCUCGCACCAGCCGUGAGAUUGGAUAUCUCCGUCGCAAGGCAGUUGGCCAGUACUCUUUUGAGAGGCUACUUGUCUAA